This is a messenger RNA of Pieris napi, 890 nucleotides long. Its product is annotated as uridine 5'-monophosphate synthase-like. NCBI's taxonomy places the organism in Eukaryota, Metazoa, Arthropoda, Insecta, Lepidoptera, Pieridae. Gene Ontology annotation, biological process: UMP biosynthetic process; pyrimidine nucleobase biosynthetic process. The transcript has 3 exons. Bases 138 to 815 code for a protein of 225 amino acids. Gene Ontology annotation, molecular function: orotate phosphoribosyltransferase activity; orotidine-5'-phosphate decarboxylase activity. The record is from RefSeq and is a predicted model, not a curated record.
UACAGUUGUUUACUUUUCACAGACAUUAACGUUUCUCGACGCAUCUAGAACGCACAGAUUUAAUGACCACAAAUGAAUUAAAAAACCGCCAAAAGUGCCUUUAUCGAAUGUGAUUGUGAAUAAGUGAAGGGAUUUUUAUGCACGCAGAAAAAAGGCAUAAGAUGACUCGAGGUCUAUCCACGCUAGCAGUGGAACUCUUCGAUGCAGGCGCAGUAAGACUUGGUGAUAUAGAGGCGAAGCUGGGUCGACACACUCCUAUAUACUUCGACUUAAGAGUCAUCGUUUCUCAUCCUAGAAUGAUGAACGCGGUAUCCCAACAACUCCUCACUUUAGCAUCAAAUAUUGAACACGACAUCUUGUGUGGCGUGCCGUACGCUGCACUACCCUUUGCCGCCGUCAUGUCAGUCACAGGAAACACACCAAUGAUAAUGAAGAGAAAAGAAACAAAACUGUAUGCGACCAAAAAGAUUAUAGAGGGCGUUUAUAACAGACACCAGAAAUGCCUCGUGGUUGAAGAUGUAGUGACCUCUGGCGGGAGUUUACUUGAAACAGUGUCAACGCUACGCAACGAAGGUUUGAGCGUAGAUCACGCUGUGGUAGUGCUGGACCGAGAACAAGGUGGCGCCAGUGUUCUGAAGGCGAAUGGAGUUAAUGUCCAUGCACUUUUCACUAUGACAGAUCUUGUAACAAUUUUGAGAAACGCCGAGAGAAUUAACGACGAAACUGUUGAAAUUGUUUCCGACCAUAUUAAAGAGUGUCAAUUUGGAUUAAAAGAACCAUUGCAAAGAAUAACCGGAGAUGAAAACGGCCCGUAAAAUAUUGAUUGAUGAUUCAAGAAGACUCGUAUCACAAUCAUAUUUCUUACGUUACGUUUGAUAAAAAAUAUUUUA